UGAGAACCUGCCGACCAGCGCCUCCUUAUCCACCCACAUGACAGCCGGAGCGAUGGCCGGGAUCCUGGAGCACACGGUCAUGUACCCGGUAGACUCAGUGAAGGCCUUGUCUUCCAGGGGUGUGGAUGAGGGACAUCCUUCUGACACCUGGAGCUGAUCACUGCACUUCCUGCUUCCAGGGCCCACCGUGGCUUCAGCUGUGUUUUCUGAAGUGUGUUCUGCACGGUGGAACUGGUUAUCCAUUGAGCCAGGGCUUCCAUUGCCAAAGACAAACGUUUAAGAAGUGCCUUGUUAAACCACGUUCAACAGGCUGCUUUCCUGAAGAUCUGCUUUCGGAGAACUUUUACUACGCUGAUGGGCAUUAUGCAUUUUCUAAGAGGGGAGAAUUAAAGUGCACAGAGUGGGAAUUUGCUCUAAGGAAACAGGAGAGCCAUGCAGCUAGGCCUUGAGCAGGAAGUGAAACCCAGGACAGGAAAGGCGGUUUGUGAAAUUCUCUGUCUCCGUUUUUGUUUUUGUUGUGCGUUUUCAAUCUCCGCCCUCUCUUCAUACAUCCUACUUCAUUAAAUUUCGCUUUCCUUCUCUCCACCCUCACCCCCUGACGUUUUGUUUUUGAAUGUGGUAAAACACACAAGAUAUCAAAUACCCGUCUUCAUUAUUUUUAAGUGUACAGUUCAGGGCCCUGCAGUACAUUCACAUUGUUGGGCUAACAUCACCGUCCUCCAUUUUAAGAAGUACAACUUCUGUCCCUAUUAAAACCAAAACUCGGUCCCUAUGAAACAACCAUCCCUCUUCCUCCUCCCUUCAGCCCUUGGCAACCACUGUCUACUCUCUGUCUCUAUGAUUCUGACUACGCUACGUACCCAUAUAAGUGGAAUCAUACAGGAUUUGUCCUUUUGUCUCUGGCGUGUUUCACUUAGCAUCCAUGGCCUCGAGGUUUAUCCAUGUUGCAGCAUGUGUCAGAAUGGCCUUCCUUCUUAAGGCUGCAUAAUGUUCCAUUAUACAGAUAUGCUACAUUUUGCUUGUCUAUUCCUUGAACACUUGCGUUGUUUCCACCUACCCCUGACUUUUUCUUCUCUGGUCCACAAGCAGAUAGAAAAUGCCCAGCUCUGUGUGGUACAUUUCACAGGCAGAGUCACUCAAAAGGAAAAAGAGAAACUAAACGAACUGCUUAUCUUCUUUCGGGCUCUAGCCUUUUCUGCCUCCCUUCUUGCCCGUCUGCCUCCGGCGUCUCUCAGCCUUUCUUCUGAGGAAGCUGCCAUGACUGUAACGGUGUAGCUUGGUCAUUCCUCAUCUUUCCUCUGAGCCUUGGAACCCUGGGGUGUCCGUGUCAUUCUGCUCUUAGCUCACACUUUCCUUGUUUCCUCAUCAACUUUUCCUCUGUGUUCCGGUACCUGACCCCGAGGGAGUGCUCUCUGCAGGCAGGUUGAAGAAUCAUGGUGCAUCAGGACUAAAGAGGCUCUGGCCCCAAACCUGGCCACUGUAGCCUUGACUGGGUCCUCUGCGCUUAUGGGCCACUUCCCUCUGUUCCAGACACGAAUGCAGAGUUUGAAUCCAGAUCCCAAAGCCCAGUACUCAAGCGUCUAUGGAGCCCUCAGGAAAAUCAUGCGGACUGAAGGCUUCUGGAGGCCCUUGCGAGGUCUAAACGUGAUGAUGAUGGGCGCAGGGCCGGCCCACGCCAUGUAUUUUGCCUGCUACGAAAACAUGAAAAGAACUUUAAAUGCCGUUUUCCACCACCAAGGAAACAGCCACCUAGCCAACGGGAUAGCUGGGAGUAUGGCCACACUGCUCCACGAUGCAGUAAUGAAUCCAGCAGAAGUUGUGAAGCAGCGCAUGCAGAUGUACAACUCGCCCCACCGGUCGGCCCUCAGCUGCAUCCGGACAGUUUGGAGGACUGAGGGCUUGCGGGCCUUCUACCGGAGUUACACCACGCAGCUGGCCAUGAACGUUCCCUUCCAGUCCAUCCACUUCAUCACCUAUGAGUUCCUGCAGGAGCAUGUCAACCCUCACCGGGGCUAUAACCCACGGUCCCAUAUCAUCUCAGGAGGGCUGGCCGGGGCCCUCGCCGCGGCCGCCACCACCCCCCUGGACGUGUGUAAGACCCUCCUCAACACUCAGGAGAACAUGGCCCUCAACUUGGCCAACAUCAGUGGCCGGCUGUCGGGCAUGGCCAACGCUUUCCGGACAGUGUACCAGCUCAACGGCCUGCCUGGCUACUUCAAAGGCAUGCAGGCCCGUGUUCUCUACCAGAUGCCUUCCACUGCCAUUUCCUGGUCCGUCUAUGAGUUUUUCAAGUACUUCCUCACCAAGCACAAGCUGGAGAAUCGAACUCCAUACUGAAGGAACAGGCGGUGGGCAGUGGUUCCAGAAUCUUUUAUUUUUAAAAGGCUUUCCCUACCUGCUGCCAUUCCCUUGCCCGCACACCGAGAUCAGUUUUGCAGGGUGUUUGCAGGGUGGGCCUACCGCUCCCUGACACCUUACAGAAAGGAGAGGAUGGGACAGCCGCUUACCAAGAGGCCGUCCGCAGGCACAUCCAAGGUGGUGGUAGGUAGGGAAGGACUUUGGAAGGGGAGCAAGAAAUUGCUUUUUCUCUUCCUCCCCUAAGAGGAGGGUAGCUUUUCUGCUUCACCGUGGCAGGCUCUUCCCCUAGAAUUGUAGAUCUCACAGGUGGGAAGAAAAUGUGCAGUGACUGAAAACAUUAAAGCAAAAAAACAAAAACGAAAAGGAUAUAAAAGUUCCGUACACGAUAUAAAAGGGAUGGAUAAUGUUUAUCCUUUAUUUUUCUAUGUAGAGGUUUUUGGAUUUGUGUGUGUGUGUCCAUGUGUGUGUAUGAAUCAGUGUGACAGCUGGGACUACAAAGCUGUGUUGUGUUUUUUUUUUUAAUAGAGGGCUGAAUGCUUCCAUUUGGGUUAAGUAAAAGGCACCAAAGUAAUAAAUUGCUGGAUCUGACCUAAAAUUAUGUUGAGACCCCAGAUGGGAAAUUUCACUUGAAUGUAAAAUAAUAAACAUAAGUUUAUAUUUUGAA
Molecule: messenger RNA, 3022 nt
Organism: Rhinolophus ferrumequinum (greater horseshoe bat)
Lineage: Eukaryota; Metazoa; Chordata; Mammalia; Chiroptera; Rhinolophidae
Gene: SLC25A37
Product: solute carrier family 25 member 37
Exons: 5
Coding region: 1507-2337 (276 amino acids)
Biological process (GO): iron import into the mitochondrion
Cellular component (GO): mitochondrial membrane
Molecular function (GO): ferrous iron transmembrane transporter activity
Source: RefSeq, a predicted model, not a curated record